GGGUCUCUGCUACUGUUCGUUCAUCCAACUGACUUGCCACUCCCGCCACAGCGCCCUUCUACUGGUUUGGAUAACGAAGUCAGCCAGUUCUCCUACCGUGACACAACAACAUUCAACACUGAGUUUAGGGCCAGUGUACGACACGCAUCUAUAGGGUAAGCAUCGUGUUAUGCCGCACCUCAAUGUGCCGGUAUCAUUCCUCGAAUUGUGAUCAGAGUGCAUUAAAGAACCGGCAUCAUCAGGUGUGGAGGAAAACAUUACUGGCUUUGUAUUAAGUUUCUGGUAUAGUGGAGGAAUAUUUGUGGAUUAUCAUAUUGGGAAUAAAUUUUAUAGUGACGGAUGCUAUGGCGGGAAAGGACGACACGUGGAAAUAGUGAUAUUGGCUUUUUUUAGAAAGGAGAUUUAAAGUAAAAAAGUAAAGUGGAGUGAAGAAAUUAGGGGGAGUAAGAUAGAGAGGGAAGCGCAUGUCCGUGUCUUAAGAUCAUCAAGGAGGGGGUGAACUCGCGCAAAGGAGAAGGGUGAAGAUUGCGAUUGUGUGAGAGGGGAGUGAGCGGAAAGGAGAAGGGCUCGAUUUCCGUGAGGGAUCUUUGGUUUUGAAGCGAUACGCUUGUCACGAAGGAAGAGACACAGUGACCCCAACUCUUUACCACCCGCGCCCGUUGGUAUUUUCUAUUAGGGUUAAGAGUCUGGAUUGGAUUUUACGACAUUUGAUAGUGUGAAAAAAAUUGUGUCUUCCAGGUUGUAUCGAACCUUAAGAAUGUUUAGAAAGUAAAAGUUAAAAGUGAUGAUCAUCAGUGAAUUGGAACAUAUUUUGGAUUUGUGAGACUGUCUUGAAGGAAGAAAUUGUGAGACCUUGGAUUAUUUUGGUUUUUAGUGUGUGACUCUGGAAUAAUAAGUAAAAGAUUACAAAAGUUACAAUUUUAGUGUUAUUAGGGAAGAUUGUUUAGAAUAUCGUGAUUGUGAAUUUUGGAACAGAGGACCCAGUGAGUUAUUCGGAGUUGUUUUUGGAGAAUGACCUAACAGAGGAAGAGGCAGCUUUUGGUGCUGCAAGGAGCAUAAAAAUUUGCACGGUGUACGCGCUGGACAGAACCAGUUCGGGGCUGGGGAUCCUCGGAGGUCCUGGAGGUGGCAUCGUCAGCAGUGGCGGUGGUCAAGGGCUGGUUGGAAUUUGUGGUAGCACGACGACUGGUUCCCUGCAGACGCCAUCCGAAUACGUUGUGACGGCUGCAGCUGCUGCGGCGGCGGCAGCAGCAGCAGCUGCUUCGGCAUGCUAUCCUCCAACUUCUGGGCUUGCUUUAACAGCCGCCCCUCACGCACAACCCCCGGAACUUGAUCCCACGAUGACGCCUACCUCCGCUCCAGCCCCGGCUUCUGCUUCGGCCUCGGCUUCAACCCCGACAUCGGCAAUUCCGUCGGGUCCCAACAAUCCUGUAGCCAUGAGUCAGCUGGGAACUGUUUAUGCUACAAAGAGAAGACGCCGUAAUGGAAAGAGUUUGAAGCCACCUCAGAAGGAUGGAGUCACAAAAUCGAAUCCAAGCAAGAGGCAUCGUGAACGUCUCAACGCUGAACUUGAUACUUUAGCUUCCUUACUUCCCUUUGAGCAGAACAUACUUAGCAAGUUGGAUCGGCUCAGCAUCCUUAGGCUCAGUGUUAGUUAUCUACGUACCAAAAGUUACUUCCAAGUGGUAAUGCAUAAAGACAAGGAGGAGAACUCUCACCAUGAUUCGCAUUAUCGAGCAAGAGAAUUGGCAGCGCUCGCUGCUUAUGACCAUCAUCACCUCGACGGUGAAAUGUUCCUUCAGGCACUGAAUGGGUUCCUGUUAAUACUGACCUGCGAUGGGGAGGUUUUUUUUGCAACCCACAGCAUAGAGAGCUAUCUUGGCUUCCAUCAGUCGGACAUUGUUCAUCAGAGUGUUUAUGAAUUGGUGCAUAGUGAAGAUCGAGAAGAGUUGCAGAGACAAUUAAUGUGGAAUUCAUUUCUCCCGGCUGAGAGUGCCACCCUUCCACUCCACGAUGCACUCUCGCCACAACACAGCCACCUUCUCGAACGAAGUUUCACGGUGCGGUUCCGCUGUCUGUUGGAUAAUACAUCCGGUUUUCUGAGAUUAGACAUCAGGGGAAGAGUAAAAGUGCUUCAUGGCCAAAAUAGAAAAACGGAGGAGCCACCAUUAGCAUUGUUUGCUCUCUGUACUCCAUUUGGACCGCCUUCUUUGUUGGAAGUACCACAAAAAGAAGUGAUGUUCAAAAGCAAACACAAACUUGAUCUUGCUCUCGUUUCAAUGGACCAACGAGGGAAAAUGCUUUUGGGUUAUUCCGAUGCAGAAUUAGCAAAUCUCGGUGGUUAUGAUUUAGUUCAUUAUGACGAUUUGGCAUACGUUGCCAGCGCUCAUCAAGAAUUAUUAAAAACAGGAGCGUCAGGUAUGAUCGCUUAUAGAUUUCAAACAAAAGACGGUGGCUGGCAAUGGUUGCAGACCAGUUCGAGACUAGUGUACAAAAACUCCAAACCUGACUUUGUCAUUAGUACUCAUCGACCUCUCAUGGAGGAGGAGGGUAGAGAUUUAUUAGGAAAGAGAACAAUGGACUUUAAGGUGAGCUACCUGGACGCAGGACUAACCAACAGUUAUUUUUCUGAUAGUGAUAGUUUGUCAGGAUCAACGAUGACACCAACAAUUCCCGCGCAACCAACACCUCAACGAGUCAACAGACGUUAUAAAACACAAUUGAGGGAUUUUUUGUCAACCUGUCGAAAUAAACGCACCAAAUUGACAAAUCAAUCAUCAAUAUCGCCACCGGCUACACCAACAGUGACGUCAGUUGAUUAUUUGACAGCCGAUACAAGUGCUGCAGCUGCCGUUGCUGCAGCAUACAGUAAUCUCAAUCCAAUGUAUGCAACGCCUUAUGCACCAGCUGCAGUUGCCACAGCAACCGAUCCCUCCUUAACCACCUAUAUCGGUCACACCAGCAAUUAUCAUCAGACAUUGUAUCCUACAACUGCUCUCGAUAACAGGUACCUAACAGCAACGGAAAAUAUUUUCCAAUAUCGACCAUUGGGUUCCUAUUAUCCAGAGUAUCACACGACAACGGCCUACAAUGGUUUCAUUGACGUUUCGUUGCCAACUUAUGACAGUCAUCAAUUGGGUAACAAAACCGAGGAGAAAAUAUACUGCCAACAACUCAGCGAUUCACCAAAGUACAAUUACACUGACACACGACUUCCAGGCAGUGUUGGAAGUUCACCGUAUGCACCGAGUCCAGUGACAGGUGGACCACCAAUUCAUUCAGCGAGUGAUAUGAAUGUAAUUCGUGCCAGUAGUCGACAAUCCCUUGAGGGUGCAUCGUCAAGUAAUUCAGCUGGUAGUUCACCAGUUUCGGCAGCGAACGGUGUUCUCACGCCAAAAAUGGAAGACGUCAAACCCGAUCUCUAUGGCAGUGAAGCGCCAAGACAAACAGUUUUAAUGUGGGGUGCACCACCAAAUCGUACAUCACCAAAAAAUAAUGGAAGUUACAGUCCACCGACACCAUGUUCGACAAGAUCGUCACAUUCAGUGAAUGCAAAUUCCAAUAGUGGUGAUCCAUUGAAAUCAUUGGCUGAAAUGAAUUCAAUAAAUGGUGAUUGUAAAUGGAAACGUAAUUCGCCAACAAGUCAAACAACAGCUCCAAGUCCACCGAGAUUGAAAGCUCAUCAGCAACAAUUGCAAGCUCAACAACAACAACAGCAGCAACAACAACAACAAGCUCCACCACCGUCACAAUUGCAAUAUCCUGUUGUUACCACUGCUCAUUAUGGAACAACUGCCGCUGGUUAUACGCACGCUCAUCCUGGUCAUAGUCAUGGGGACACGGGCUCCGAGGUAUGGCAAGGAGUCCAACAUCACCAUCACUACCAGUACUAUCCUUACCACCAUCACCACCCCGCACCACCAAGGCACACGUCCCACACGUUACCAUCGGCAGGGAUAACGGAUGUAGGGAUGGGCUUAGACAUGGGCAUGAACAUAUCCAUACCCAUGGAAACGGACACCAUCAUCAGCAACGUCACCACCAUCACCACGACGAGCACAACCACCAACAGCAGCAACAACAGCAGCAACGUCUUGUAUUAUCCAACGCAUCAUCACGUGUUGGGGGGAUCGUCGGGCUCAAUGAUGGGUCCGGCUGCCCCACAGAUUCCAAACCGGACGCUGGGAGUCCUUUGCUGUCCAUCUCUGAGGUGACUAACACCCUACUCAACCAGUAGUCUUUAUAUCGUCUCGACACUCAUCUAAAGUUCACAAUCAAGAUGUCAAGACCGUAUUAAUCACUCCAAAAACGGGUUAGCGAUCGCACGCUUGUAACAUAAUACAGAUAAUAUCGCUUAAAUAAUAAGACUUCGUACAAUUCUGUAAUAUACUCAUUCAUACUAUUUCAACGACGUACGACAAAGUACAUUGCAUCAAUUCAUCCAUAAUAAUAUAUCGAUUAAUUAACAUUUUUCCCUCCUCCCCCGGAAGUAAAUAUCAUUUUUAUAUUUCUACUGCUAUUCCAAUUCAAAAAAAAAAAAAAAAAAAAAAAAAAAUUAUAUACACAAUUGUAUUUCAUUCUAUAAUGCAGUUUUUUGAAAAAUUUUUAAUAGAAAGCCAAAGUGCGAUAUUUUCUGCAAUUAUUAUUAUUAUUAUCCGUAUAAUAUCGAGAAUAUUUAGGGGCACGCGCAGUAAUUUUGUUUUCCCAAUUAAAUUUUUUAAAAGAACGUCUUUCCAAUUACAUAUCGUUUUCAAAGCUUUAUAUACGCAUACAUAUUUACAUAUAAACAUAGAAUUUUUUUAAUUUAGUGGAAUUAUUUUUUAGAAUUUAUUUAAAAAUUUAAUCCACAAGAAUGUGAGUAAAAGGGAAAAAAACAAUAAGUUUUCAUUUUGAAAUGAGAAUUAAAAUAAUUUUACAAAAAAAAAAUGGUAAAAUAAUUCAAAUUUAAAUUAAAAACUGUUUUCCGUUAUUGUGAGUAGCAAAAUAUUUAUAUUAUAUAUAAAUAGAUGAAUUUUCCAGAGAAAUAUUAAUUUUGUAAAAAAUUAAUUGGUCUGAGUCUUUUUUUUUAAGUUGGCGAUAAAAUAUAGCUUAUUAGUAGCAAUUUAUACAAUUUCCUCUUGAUUUAAUGAAUCAAGAAUUGAAUAUUUUGAAUAGCCCCUUUGUACAAUAAAUUCUCUACCUAUGUUAAUAAAAUUUUCUCAUGGAUAAUACGUAUUCUGUGAUAUGUGUUAGCUAACUUAAAGACAGUAAUUAAAAGAAAAACUCACGUCGUUAUAAUAUUUAUUAUUGGCAUUAAAUCAGUAAUCGUACGAAAAUUAUUCACGAAAUAAAGGCACUUUUUAGUAUUUAUUAUUUUCUUUUUUUUCAUUUUUACAUUUUUAAUUCACAAAAAAAAUAUUAAAUUUUUUAAUUUAUAUUCAAAAAAAUUAUUUCUUUUUUUUAUCAAUUUUUAAAUAUUUUUCUUUUUUAUUAAAAUAAAAAUCCAAAAUAAUAUUCUCUUAGAUUUCUUUAUUCCGUGAAUAAAUUAAGUAUUGCCAAUUAAGGAAAUGGCUGUUGUGAGAAAAAAAGAAAAAGUAUAUUUCACGCAGAUUUCCUUAAGAGAUAUUAGAAAACAUUGUUUUGUCUCAAAAAAAAAAAAAAAAGAAAAAGAAAAAAGUUGG
This is a messenger RNA of Leptopilina boulardi, 5660 nucleotides long. It is a transcript of the gene ss, whose product is annotated as aryl hydrocarbon receptor protein 1. Gene Ontology annotation, biological process: regulation of transcription by RNA polymerase II. Gene Ontology annotation, molecular function: transcription cis-regulatory region binding; nuclear receptor activity; protein dimerization activity. The transcript is spliced from 11 exons. The record is from RefSeq and is a predicted model, not a curated record. Lineage: Eukaryota; Metazoa; Arthropoda; Insecta; Hymenoptera; Figitidae. Gene Ontology annotation, cellular component: nucleus; aryl hydrocarbon receptor complex. Bases 1341 to 4214 code for a protein of 957 amino acids.